GUACCUGAUCGGAUAGCUGCAGCUCGUUCCAGAAACAUCCCUGUGGUGUGAUUGAAACCCGCUGGCUUACAGGUUCUAUGUGCAUGGCUGAAGUGGGUGCUGCUGUCUAAAUUUCUGUGGUCAUGGCUCCGAAAUACAAAAAAGCUUGGGAUUGCCGCCGCCGCUGCAGAGUCCCAGCCAGGCAAGCACCGCUCCGUUUCUUCUGAACGCCAGUCACCUGCCGGGGGACACGCAGCGUCUCUGGAGGAUCCGGUUUUUCAGUGGCGGGAGAGGAGCGCCGUCAUUGUAACCGUUUCAAUGAAGCAGCUCAAGUUCUCAUGCCACUGCCAGCUUUUCUGGAAGCCGUUCUCCAGGAGGGAAGUGCGCACUUGAACCCCAGACAUGGUGGUCCAUCCGGCGGGGAUUUAAGUCCAGGCGCUCUUCCACCAUGACCAGCCUGAAGCGGUCGCAGACGGAAAGGCCCGUGGCCAGCGAGCGGGCCUCAGGGGUGGGCGCAGAUGGAGCUCCCAAAGUCCACACAGACGACUUCUACAUGCGGCGCUUCAGGUCCCAGAACGGCAGCUUAGGAUCCUCCGUCAUGGCGCCCGUUGGGCCCCCUCGCAGUGAAGGCCCUCACCACAUCACCUCCACCCCCGGAGUCCCAAAGAUGGGGGUUAGGGCGAGGAUCGCAGAUUGGCCCCCCAGGAAGGACAACGUGAAAGAAGCCAGCCGUUCGAGCCAGGACAUGGAAACCUCCAGUUGCCUUGAGAGCAUGUCCUCCACAAGCAGCCCUGUGAGUCAGGGAAGCUCAGUGAGCCUCAAUUCCAAUGACUCAGCCAUGCUCAGAAGCAUCCAGAACACGCUCGGCAGCAAGGCGCGGCCGGCGGAGAGCAUGGACUCCCGGUUCCUCAUGCCCGAAGCCUACCCCAGCUCCCCGCGGAAAGCCCUGCGCAGGAUCCGGCAGCGGAGCAACAGCGACAUCACCAUCAGCGAGCUUGACGUGGACAGCUUUGAUGAGUGCGUCUCCCCCACCUACAAGACGGGGCCGUCCCUGCACAGGGAGUAUGGCAGCACCUCCUCCAUCGACAAGCAGGGGACGUCCGGGGAAAGCUUCUUCGACUUGUUCAAGGGCUACAAGGAUGACAAAUCCGACCGAGGUCCAACCCCGACCAAGCUCAGUGACUUCCUCAUCGCCGGGGGGAGCAAGGGGUCCGGCUUCUCCCUGGAUGUUAUCGAUGGGCCCAUCUCCCAGAGGGACAACCUCAGGCUCUUUAAGGAACGGGAGAAGCCCCUGAAGCGGCGUUCCAAGUCGGAAACCGGGGACUCGUCCAUUUUCCGUAAACUGCGCAAUGCCAAAGGGGAGGAGCUCGGGAAGUCAUCGGACCUGGAUGACAACCGCUCCGAAGACUUGGUCAGGCCCUGGACAUGCCCAAAGUGCUUUGCCCACUACGAUGUCCAGAGUAUAUUAUUUGACCUGAACGAGGCCAUCAUGAACAGGCACAAUGUCAUUAAGAGGAGAAACACCACCACGGGCGCCUCGGCCGCCGCCGUGGCCUCCCUGGUCUCGGGCCCUUUGUCCCACUCGGCCAGCUUCAGCUCCCCCAUGGGCAGCACAGAGGACCUGAAUUCCAAAGGCAGCCUCGGGAUGGACCAGGGCGACGAUAAGAGCAACGAACUGGUCAUGAGCUGCCCCUACUUCCGCAAUGAGAUUGGUGGGGAAGGGGAAAGGAAGAUCAGCCUGUCGAAGUCAAGCUCUGGUUCUUUCAGUGGGUGUGAAAGUGCCUCCUUCGAGUCGACCCUCAGCUCCCAUUGCACCAAUGCCGGCGUGGCGGUCCUUGAAGUCCCCAAGGAGAGCCUGGUAUUGCACCUGGACAGAGUGAAAAGGUACAUCGUGGAGCAUGUGGAUCUCGGUGCAUACUAUUAUAGGAAAUUCUUCUAUCAGAAGGAACACUGGAACUAUUUCGGGGCUGAUGAGAAUCUUGGUCCGGUGGCUGUGAGCAUUCGAAGGGAAAAGCCAGAAGAAAUGAAAGAAAAUGGAUCUCCGUACAAUUACCGGAUCAUUUUUAGAACAAGUGAGCUCAUGACACUGAGGGGAUCAGUCUUGGAGGAUGCCAUCCCCUCAACCGCCAAGCACUCCUCGGCCAGAGGCCUUCCCCUGAAGGAAGUGCUGGAGCAUGUGAUUCCCGAGCUCAAUGUGCAUUGCCUGCGCUUGGCCUUCAACACCCCCAAGGUCACGGAGCAGCUCAUGAAGCUGGAUGAACAAGGGCUGAACUAUCAGCAGAAGGUCGGCAUCAUGUACUGCAGAGCCGGGCAGAGCACCGAGGAGGAGAUGUACAACAACGAAUCCGCCAGCUCAGCCUUUGAGGAGUUCCUGCAGCUGCUGGGGGAACGCAUUCGACUCAAAGGCUUCGAGAAAUACCGGGCCCAGCUCGACACCAAGACGGACUCCACUGGAACCCACUCUCUGUACACAACCUACAAAGACUAUGAAAUUAUGUUCCACGUUUCCACCAUGCUGCCCUACACGCCUAACAACAAGCAACAGCUCCUCCGCAAGCGGCACAUUGGGAAUGAUAUCGUCACAAUAGUUUUCCAGGAACCUGGAGCGCAGCCAUUCAGCCCGAAAAACAUCCGCUCUCACUUUCAGCACGUGUUCGUCAUCGUCAGGGUCCACAGCCCCUGCACAGACGGUGUGUGUUACAGUGUGGCAGUCACCAGGUCCAGAGAUGUGCCUUCCUUUGGGCCACCCAUCCCCAAAGGAGUCACGUUCCCUAAAUCAAAUGUAUUCAGGGACUUCCUUUUGGCCAAAGUGAUUAAUGCAGAAAACGCGGCUCAUAAAUCUGAAAAGUUCCGGGCCAUGGCAACCCGGACCCGCCAGGAAUACCUGAAAGACCUGGCAGAAAAGAAUGUCACCAACACCCCCAUCGAUCCUUCUGGCAAGUUCCCGUUCAUCUCUUUGGCCUCUAAGAAGAAGGAAAAGUCCAAGCCGUAUCCAGGAGCUGAGCUCAGUAGCAUGGGUGCCCUUGUGUGGGCAGUCCGGGCCAAAGACUACAACCAGGCGAUGGAAAUAGACUGUCUCUUGGGAAUCUCCAAUGAGUUCAUUGUUCUCAUCGAGCAGGAAACAAAGAGCGUGGUUUUCAACUGCUCCUGCCGAGAUGUGAUAGGAUGGACCUCCACCGACGCCAGCCUCAAAAUCUUCUACGAGCGAGGAGAAUGUGUUUCCAUGGAGAGUUUCCUCAGCAACGAGGAUAUCAAAGAGAUUGUCAAGCGGUUACAGGGCAUCGUGGCUGACGUGGAGCCCUACGGCUAUGCCUGGCAGGCAGGCCUGAGGCAGGGCAGCCGGCUGGUGGAGAUCUGCAAAGUGGCCGUGGCCACUCUGAGCCACGAGCAGAUGAUUGACCUCCUGAGAACGUCGGUCACGGUGAAGGUGGUCAUCAUCCCCCCCCAUGAAGACUGCACCCCUCGGAGGAGUUGCUCUGAAGCCUACCGCAUGCCAGUGGCGGAAUACAAGAUGAACGAAGGGGUUUCCUACGAAUUCAAAUUUCCUUUCCGAAAUAACAACAAAUGGCAGAGGAGUGCCAGUAAGGGGCCGCACUCGCCUCAGGCCCCCUCCCAAGUGCAGAGCCCCAUGACCGCUCGGCUGAACGCUGGGAAAGGAGACGGGAAGAUGCCUCCCCCGGAAAGAGCCGCCAACAUUCCGAGAAGCAUCUCCAGUGAUGGGCGUCCCCUGGAGAGACGGCUGUCUCCUGGUUCGGACAUCUAUGUGACGGUCUCGUCCAUUGCUUUAGCAAGAUCCCAGCAGUGCCGUAACUCCCCUAGCAACCUGUCUUCAUCCAGCGAGACUGGCUCUGGUGGGGGCACUUACAGACAGAAGUCCAUGCCCGAAGGGUUCGGAGUGAGCCGCAGGUCCCCGGCCUCCAUCGACCGGCAGAACACGCAGUCAGACCUCAGUGGCAGCGGGAAAUCCACGCCCAGCUGGCAAAGGGGCGAAGACAGCAUUGCUGACCAGAUGGCUUACAGUUAUAGAGGACUUCAGGAUUUCAAUUCUUUUGUCCUCGAGCAGCAUGAAUACACAGAGCCGACGUGCCACCUCCCCGCAGUAUCAAAGGUGCUGCCGGCUUUCCGAGAGAGCCCCAGUGGGAGACUGACGCGGCAGGACCCAGUGGUGCACUUGUCUCCAAACAGGCAAGGCCAUUCUGAUAGCCACUACUCGAGCCACUCCAGUAGCAAUACCCUCUCCAGCAACGCGUCGAGCGCCCACAGUGACGACAAGUGGUAUGAUGGGGACCACCCUGAGUCUGAACUCAGCAGCUGUAACUAUCUGCAGGGCACCUCUGCGGACAGCGGCAUCGACACCACCUCCUACGGCCCCAGCCACAGCAGCACAGCCUCGCUCGGGGCUGCCACGGCGUCCCCGCGCUCCGGGCCCGGCAAGGAGAAAGUGGCCCCCCUGUGGCACAGCUCCAGUGAAGUGAUCUCCCUGGCAGACCGGACUUUAGAGGCAGAGAGCCACGGCCUGGACCAGAAAGCAGAGUCUUCCCUGAGCUUGGAUAUCCACAGCAAGAGCCAGCUGGGCGCGGGUCCUCUGACGCGGGAGAACAGCACUUUCAGCAUCAACGAUGCCGCUUCCCACACAAGUACCAUGAGCUCCCGACACUCUGCCAGCCCGGUGGUUUUCAGCAGUGCCAGGAGCUCCCCCAAAGAAGAGCUCCAUCCGGCCAGCUCCUCGCAGCUGGCGCCCUCCUUCUCCUCCUCCUCCUCGUCCUCCUCCUCCGGCCUGAGGACGUUCUACCCGCGCCAGGGUGCCACGAGCAAGUACCUGAUUGGAUGGAAGAAACCCGAGGGGACCAUCAACUCCGUGGGAUUUAUGGACACGAGAAAGCGUCAUCAGAGCGAUGGCAGUGAGAUGGCCCACACCCGCCUGCAGGCCUCCACCAGGGACCUGCGGGCAUCCCCGCAGCCAACGUCCAAGUCCACUGUCCAGGAGGGCCUCAAGAAACUGAUGGACCUGGAAAGCCCAACCCCUGAGUCACAGAAGAAUUUUAAGGUACGUCCCGGAGGGCCGGGGUCCCGGGCGCACACGCACGCACGCUCAGAGAAGUCCAGACCUGUAGGGGAAUUCUCGGCCUCCGACAGCUCCCUCACUGACAUGCAGGAGACCCGACGGCAGCCCAUGCCCGACCCCGGCCUGAUGCCCUUGCCCGAUGCAGCUGCAGAUCUGGACUGGUCCAACUUGGUGGAUGCAGCCAAAGCCUAUGAGGUCCAGAGAGCCUCGUUCUUUGCUGCUAAUGAUGAAAACCACCGGCCCCUGAGUGCUGCGUCCAACAGUGAUCAGCUUGAGGACCAGACUCUGGCCCAGAUGAAGUCUUACAGCAGCAGUAAAGAUUCCUCUCCCACUCUGGCUUCUAAAGUGGACCAACUGGAAGGUAUGCUGAAGCUGCUCCGGGAAGAUCUCAAGAAGGAAAAAGAAGACAAAGCCCACCUUCAGGCCGAAGUUCAGCACUUGCGUGAGGACAACCUGAGGCUGCAAGAGGAGUCCCAGAAUGCCUCCGACAAGCUGAAGAAGUUCACGGAAUGGGUCUUCAAUACGAUAGACAUGAGCUAGAGGCGGCAGAGGAGGGGGCUGUAGGGAGUGCUCACCCUCACCCGGGCUUGGCAGCCCCCUGGUUCUGGUCACUGAACGCUUUCUCAGAGCACCUCCUCCACCAGGGGAGGGGAGGGUGCACAACCCAAUUGCAGAUGAACAAUCAUUAUCUGCCUUUUGUA
Molecule: messenger RNA, 5745 nt
Organism: Echinops telfairi (small Madagascar hedgehog)
Lineage: Eukaryota; Metazoa; Chordata; Mammalia; Afrosoricida; Tenrecidae
Gene: SIPA1L1
Product: signal induced proliferation associated 1 like 1
Exons: 22
Coding region: 428-5584 (1718 amino acids)
Biological process (GO): activation of GTPase activity; regulation of small GTPase mediated signal transduction
Cellular component (GO): cytoplasm
Molecular function (GO): GTPase activator activity; protein binding
Source: RefSeq, a predicted model, not a curated record